Messenger RNA from Centropristis striata (black sea bass), 1252 nucleotides. RefSeq lists its product as uncharacterized. The transcript is spliced from 7 exons. The record is from RefSeq and is a predicted model, not a curated record. The coding region runs from base 27 to 1007 and encodes 326 amino acids. Lineage: Eukaryota; Metazoa; Chordata; Actinopteri; Perciformes; Serranidae.
UGUACACUUCAGAUUCCUUCGGGACAAUGGAUUAUACGUACAGAUCUAAACAACACGGAGGACACUCCAAUCUCAGCAGACUUUUAUUGCUGCUCUUUCUGGCAGGCCUUCAGCCAGUGCUGUCUACAGAUGGAGAGAAACCUGAACUAGAUGAUGAAGAUAAUGGAGAGAACAUCAACUGUACAAUUGUGGGCCUGGACUAUGUGACUGUGGGGGUGCCGAGCACUGUAGAGUGUUAUGCAGACUGCACUGAAUGUACCUAUUCUAUGUCUCUGGAUGGACACAGUGCUCAGGGUCAGGGCAACGUGCUAGCUUUCACUCUCAACAGUUGGGUGGAGGCCUUAACAGCCGCAUGUACAGUAACGAGUGACCAAAAAGGCCAGACUGCCACUGCUACAAAGAAACUGCAAGUGUUGGCUGGACCUGCCAAUGUUUCCAUCACAGGCCCCGACUUGAUGAAUCCGUCAGUGAGCCACACCUACAGCUGCCAUGCAUACUGUCGGCCAUCUUGUACCUAUGCCUGGAAGACAGAUGAAGGCCCGUGGAUAGGUGGUCAAGGGAAUGUUAUUUCUAUCACUCCUCAGGAAAUGGACGACUCUAAAAUUCUCAUCUGCAAAGCCUCCAAUAGUGUGUCUGGGAUGUUUGUUGCUGCUACUCGAAACGUAGCUGUGAUGUUGGGUCCAUCAGAGAUUCAGAUCAAAGGCCCUGACGUGAUAGAACUUGCAGAAAAGUAUAAGUUUGUGUGUACUGCGAAGUGUCUGCCUUCUUGUCGCUACGUGUCGUCUGUGGGCAGUCAAACAGUGAGGGGCAAUACGAUCGAGAUGACAAUGGAUCAGCCAAGUAAAUCUGUCACUCUGAAGUGUGAGGCACAAAACACUGCUUCAAGGAGGACAGCUACGGCAUUAAAAACUGUUCAAAUAAAAGAUCACAACCUGUCAACUCGUCCUACAGAGACUUCAGCUGUGCUACUGUUGGCCUUCAUCAUUUCUGCUGCCUUCACACUGUGAUCCAACUCAAUACAGAAAGGUAGUUGACUUGUGAGAAUUAAUGACUCCUGUACGCUGCAUACUGUUCUUUUCCAUUGUUGACAGUGGGCUGAACCCUGUUUGCACUUUCUAGUAAGACGCGUGGUGACAUACUGAGAUAUCAAAGUGUGAACAUGUAAUGUCAGAAAUGAGUUCUGAAUAUGUUUGUAAGAAUCUUCCAAAUUGAUGCAUUUGAAAUGUUAAUGUCAAUACACAAAUAAAAUGCA